Molecule: messenger RNA, 4958 nt
Organism: Chara braunii
Lineage: Eukaryota; Viridiplantae; Streptophyta; Charophyceae; Charales; Characeae
Source: the annotation of a GenBank genome assembly
CCGGUCCGACACAAGAUCGAGUUGAUAGAAGGUAGCACUCGUCCAAAAGGCUGUGUCUAUCGAAUGGGCUCAGGCGAAUUGGAGGAGUUGCAAAGACAAAUCGAUGACAUGAUUGAGAAGGGAUGGAUCAAGCCAAGCGAAUCCGAAUUCGGUGCACCAGUUCUGUUUGUCCCAAAGAAAGGAGGCAAACUACGGAUGUGUAUCGAUUACCGUGGACUAAAUAGAAUAACAAGAAAGAAAGUGUAUCCUUUGCCACGUAUUGAUGAUUUGCUUGAUGUUGCAGGUGUGUGCAAGAUCUUCAGCAAGAUCGAUCUCAAGUCUGGCUACCACCAGAUUGAAGUCGACCCUGCAGACCAGCACAAAACUGCAUUCAAAACCCGCGAUGGGUUGUACGAGUUCACCGUCAUGCCCUUCGGUCUCACGAAUGCACCGACCACCUUUCAAAGUCUCGUGGACAAAGUGUUUUGCAAUCAGAUCAACCAAUUUGUUGUUGUGUAUUUGGAUGACAUACUGAUCUUCAACAAGUCGAUGGAGGAGCACAUGAGACAUCUUGAGGAAGUGUUGCAGAUCCUCAAGGAUGCGCAACUCCAUCUCAACUUGGAGAAAUCUGAGUUUGGGAGGGACAGCGUCAUCUACCUUGGACAUCGGUUGUCAGCUGCAGGCCUAGAGCCCGAGGCAACCAAAGUUGAGGUCAUCCACAAAUGGCCUCAACCGGCGAAUGUCCACGAGUGGCGUUCUUUUCUUGGUUUUGCGUCAUACUACCGUAAGUUUGUACCCAACUUCUCUAUCAUUGCCCGGCCGCUGUCCAAAUUGACAAGCAAGAAUGUAUCCUAUGCAUGGAAUGAGGAAUGCACAACAGCCUUCCAAGCAUUGAAGGAGGCCUUGGCGAGUCAUCCGGUGCUCCGCAUUGCAGAUCCCAAACUUACAUUCGUAGUAACUACGGAUGCCAGUUUGUAUGGGAUUGGUGCAGUGCUGCAGCAAGAUGAUGGCUACGACUUACGUCCGCUCGAAUUCUACAACAAACGUAUGCCCAGUCACAAGGUAGCUGCCUCCACUUACAUGCGAGAGCUCUAUGCCUUGAGAGAGGCGCUAGAUCACUUGGGUCGCCAUUUCAAAGUGUUCUCAGACCACGAGACCUUGAAAUGGAUUCAGACACAGACCAAUCCCUCAACUACACUGACCCGCUGGCUGCAUGAGAUUGCUGUGUAUGAUUUCGAACUUAGGCACAAGAAAGAUUUUUACAAUCGUGUUGCGGAUGCUUUGUCUCGCCACCGUGAGUACAUGACUUGUCUUGUGGGUUCCUAUGAUCUCCGUAAGAAUUUGAAGGAGGAACUCAUUGAGCAUACUGCCAAGGACCCGGAACUCAGUCCUGUCCUUGAGCAGAUUCGGGCUGACCCUAGCAGUCAGCUUGAUUUCCAUGAGUGUAAGGGCUUACUUUUCCGACGUUACGGGAAGCACGACCGACUGUGUGUACCCAACCAUGAGCCGAUCCUUACUCACUUCUUGGACUUGGCUCAUGGCCGGAGUAGACACUUCGGUUUUGAGAAAACAUACGGAAGUCUGCUGCAAAAGUUUGUAUGGCCUGGAAUGAAAGGAAUGGCACGAAAGUUUGUGGCUGAGUGUGAAGUCUGUCAACGCAUCAAACCAUCUCGGCAAAAGCCCUAUGGGCUGCUGCAUCCUCUUCCUAUUCCUGAUGGCCCGGGUGAGUCUCUUUCCAUCGACUUCACGGACAUGGGGAAGAAGAGUAGGAAUGGAUAUUUGCAAGUAAUGGUGAUUGUUGACCGCUUUUCAAAAUUUCUGAAUCUGAUUCCAUUACCACCUCACGCCCCAACUGACCUUGUGAUCAAGGAGUUUCAUAAGAAGUACAUUCUGCAGUGUGGGCCCCCGAAAACUCUCAUGAGUGACCGGGACACUAGGUUCAUAAGUGCAGAUUGGAAGGACUUCACCUCCCAGAUCUAUGACAUCAAACUCAAGAUGACAUCUGGUCGACAUCCCGAAGCCAAUGGGCUGGCCGAGGAGAUCAACCAGAUUGUGAUCCAACUUCUCCGAGCUCUAAUUGUGCUUGAUCAAAACUCUUGGGAUGAGGAGUUGCCGAUUGUGCAGGGGUUUGCCACGUCAGCAACAGUGCCACGUCAGCAACAGUGCCACGUCAGCAACAGUGCCAUGUCAGCAACAGUGCCACGUCAGCAACAGUGCCACGUCAGCAGUGCCACAGUGCCACCUCAGCAGUGCCCCGCCACCAUGACGGGCUCAGUUCUGGGCAUGCCAGGCCAACUGACCAAUGAGUCCAUUGUCGAGUACCGACAGCGUUUCGAAGCUCAGCUCGCACUGAUCGAGGCUGAGGAACAGCGUCAGGUGGCAGCCGAGGCUGCCCGCCUACAAGCUGAAGCGGCGGCAACAGUUGAAAAGCAGCGGCUUCAAGCCGAAGCCGAAGUAGAUACCCAGGCACACCGCAAGGAGGCCCAGGAUCUAUGCCAGAUCUGGCUUAGCCACCUGGCAACCAUCCACGGCGUCGACGUCGCCGAUCUGCACACAAAGAUUCCUUGGGCAGACCUCACGAAGCUAUGGAAGAAGCGGUUCAUCGUGGACGACGCCCCGACGCUCGCCAUCAACUGCCUCUUCGCUAUGACGCAAGGCAACACAGCGACACGCGACUGGCUCAUGGAAUGGCAAAAGAUUGCGGCGACGCCCGAUAUCGAAUUGCCAUUUUCGCAUCUGCGCCGAAAGUUCUACAACUGGUCAUGUGCCGCCUUGAGCCUUGCACUUGGUGAUCAUGAGCAAUACGCGACCUUCGCCGAAAUCAUCGACAAGGCAAGGGAGAUCAUCAAGACCAAUAGGGCGGUUGCACACGAGAAGUCGGCAUGGCAGCCAACCUAUGUGGAGAAAGGAAAAUUUGGUCCGCGUUCGCAGCAUGUCGCUGCAGUCCACACGGACAACAUUGUGGAAGACCCGGCAGCCACCCAAGCAUCAUGUGAGGGAGAUCAGGUGGCUGCUGUCCAGCCGCGAAGCAACAACAACUCCCGAGGAAAAGGGAAGGCGAAAACCGCAUCGCCGGCCGGAAACGGACAGCCAGCACCAUGGGUCAAGUUUCACUUGACCGAGGCCGAAUACAAGUGGCGCGGCCGCCGGAGUUUGGACGAGCAUGUGGAGCACCUGCACACCGUUUUGGGGCGGCUACGACAAGCCAAGUACAAAGCCAACCGCGACAAAUGCGAAUUCGCGCGGCAAGAGCUGGGGUACUUGGGACAUUAUGUGGCACCGCAAGGCAUCCGUCCGCUUGCGGACAAGAUCGAAGCCAUCCGCGUAUGGCCCGAGCCCACCAACACCACGGACGUCCGUUCAUUCAUGGGGUUGGCAGGCUACUAUCAACGCUUCAUCACCGGCUACUCAAGGAUUGCCGCACCUAUGACGAGAUUACAAUCGCCAAAGGUGCCAUUCGUAUUCGAUGACGAUGCACUGUCUCCCAUCAAUUCACUUGAUGAUGCAAGGAAGGAGUUGCUCUUGUUCAUGAUGGCUCUCAAGCGAUGGCGGCACUUCCUCCUUGGGCGUCGUAGGUUCACAUGGGUCACGGACAACAACCCGUUGACCUACUACAAGACGCAGGAUACGGUGAGCAGCACGAUCGGACGAUGGAUGUACUUCAUCGACCAAUUUGACUUCACACCAAAACAUCUUCCCGGCCUCUCCAAUCGCACAGCAGAUGCACUCUCGCGAAGACCUGAUCUUUGCGCGAUGACACAUCAUGCUUUCGCAUUUGACGAGGAACUCCAGCGCCACUUCGUCCGGGGCUAUGAGUCUGAUCCGGAUUUCGCCACGUUGUAUGCGCAACUAUCUUCGGAUCACCCGCCGGCCAGCCACUAUCGCAUCAUCGACGGUUACUUGCUCCUCCACUCGAGAGGCAAGGACUUAUUGUGUGUCCCACGCGACCGUCGUCUUCGGACUCACCUUCUCGGUGAGUACCAUGACUCACAACUCGCCGGCCAUUUUGGAGUUAAUCGCACUAUUGCACGACUUCGGCAACGAUUCCGAUGGCCUGACCUCAUUACCGAUGUCACUCGGUAUUGCGGCUCUUGCGAAGUUUGCCGACGAAGCAAACCCCGCAACCGCAAUCCCUACGGCGAGUUGCGCCCAAUGCCUAUCCCACAGGAACCCGGCCUCUCCAUUGCCAUGGACGUCACCUGUCCGUUUCCCCGCGACCGGCUCGGGCACGACAGCAUCAUCACGGUCGUUGACCGUUUGAGUAAGUAUGCGCGAUUUCUUCCUUGCAAGUACUACGCCACGGCUCCCGAACUUGCGCGCCUCCUACACACCAGCUGGAUUUGCAGCCACGGUGUGCCGGAAGACAUCGUCAGCGACCGCGACACUCGCUUCAUGUCGGCAUUUUGGACUUCUCUCAUGCAGGAAUCCGGCACGAAGAUGAAACCAAGUUCGGCUCGGCAUCCACAAACGGACGGGCAAACGGAGCGGGCACAUCAAACCGCUCAAAUAAUGCUUCGUACGCUCAUCUGUCCGGAUCAGAAGGAUUGGGUUGACCGCCUCCCCGACAUCGAGUUCGCCUACAACACUUCGUUGCAUCCGGUGAUCGGCGUAACUCCAUUCGAGCUGCACCACGGUGGCCGGAAAGGGCCGUAUCUUCGCUGAUCUUCUCCUCGCACGAACAGCCGACAUAGACGUUGCUUGCUCCCCCACUUUCGUUCGGAAGUACAGGGAAUUGCCGUCUCAAGCCCGCGGGAACAUGCAAAAGGCUCAAGUCCGCAUGCAACAGCAAGCCAACAGGCAUCACGUGCCAUGUCCCAUCCGCGUCGGUGAUCUGGUGUGGGUCUCCGCGGAAGAGUUUGCACUCGAACAGGAUGUUUUACGCAAACUGCUUCCCAAGUGGUUUGGACCAUGGCCCGUAACAUCAGCCGCGGGCGAUGAGCCCGAUGGCCCCUCAUUUGUAAUCAACAUUCCCCCGCAUC